Molecule: messenger RNA, 1137 nt
Organism: Zasmidium cellare ATCC 36951
Lineage: Eukaryota; Fungi; Ascomycota; Dothideomycetes; Mycosphaerellales; Mycosphaerellaceae
Exons: 4
Coding region: 1-1137 (378 amino acids)
Biological process (GO): NAD-cap decapping; nuclear-transcribed mRNA catabolic process
Cellular component (GO): cytosol; nucleus
Molecular function (GO): mRNA 5'-diphosphatase activity
Source: RefSeq, a predicted model, not a curated record
AUGCUCUCAUUCCGCUUCGAGAAACUGAACGCCUUUCAAGGCAAGUCAGCUGCCAUCAAGCGACCACGUGAAAUCACCGUGUUUAGUUUCGACGACUCGCACAAGCAUCACCUCGACGGCCGCAGCCUGCGCUACUACUAUCCACCAUUUGUGCAGGUCCCAUACAUCACCGAAAAGAAUCGUAUCGAUCUCUCGCAGGGGUUCGAGACGUUCAUCAAGCACGAUGAUAGCGUGAAUCUUCACCUCAACCCGCUGCUCGACACCAUCCAGCACUACGAGGAGCAGACGGGGGCCAAGCUGAAGGCAGACAUACUGACUUGGCGUGGCAUGAUGACGAAAAUCUUCAUCGCCCCUUUCGACAUGUUUGGCGAGUUUGAGAUGAACGCAACUUGCUACCAGAAUCAGCUAGCCAAAGCAGCCGAGUGGAAGAGCAAAACCCAACGAGUUAGUAGCUCGUUGGAGAAAAUGCAGUUCUGGGGCUACAAAUUCGAGACGCUCGCCACGCUACCCAAGCAGUGGCAAGACUGCACACGCGGCGAGAUCGAGGGCAGAGACACCGAAGUUGUCAACAACAACCCGCAGUACUGUUCAGUCGUCCGCACUGGCAUCGGCAAUCAUACUAUCGUAAUCGGUGGCGAAGUUGAUGCCGUCGAAGGAUGCAAGCCAGACGAUCCCAACGAUUCCAUCCCAUACAUCGAGCUGAAAACGAGCGAGGACUUUCGCGGGGACGACGACUUUGCGGCGAAGAAGUUUGAGAGAAAGAUGUGCAGGUUCUGGGCCCAGAGCUUCCUUCUUGGAGUACCAAAGGUAAUUAUUGGAUUUCGUAGUAAAGACGGUCAUUUGCAGCGGCUGGAGGAGUGGAAAACUAUGGACAUCCCAAGUUUCGUCAAGAAUCGCGGAAUGCGGACUUGGGAUGGUAACGUGUGUAUUAACUUUGCAGCUGCUUUCCUGGACUUUCUCAAGCAACACAUCAACGACGAAGGCACCUGGACGAUCGAGCAGAAGAAGGGCGACAAGCAGAUUCUACUGUCCAAGAUUAGCGACGAGUACAGCCGGGACAUUGUUAGUACCAAAUUCCGAGAGCACCGGGCGACCUUCCAGUUUAAAGCGACGUGUGAGGCGAAAACACAAGAGUAG